Messenger RNA from Xyrauchen texanus (razorback sucker), 816 nucleotides. RefSeq lists its product as uncharacterized. NCBI's taxonomy places the organism in Eukaryota, Metazoa, Chordata, Actinopteri, Cypriniformes, Catostomidae. The record is from RefSeq and is a predicted model, not a curated record. Bases 37 to 816 code for a protein of 259 amino acids. The transcript has 3 exons.
CCCCUUGAAGAAACUCAAGAGAGCCAGCAGCAAAAGAUGGAAAAACUCAAGGUGAUGUUCCAACACUCUGAUGCCAAUCCAGAAGAGGUAAAAUGUCUAAUGAAGUCCACAUUUUAUACCCAGCGUCAACAUGUCAACCAGGGAAAAAGUAUCAAAUGCCUUAGAGAGGAGUGGCCGUUUUGGUUUGAUGAACUUGGCAUGUCAGUCCACUUCAUGGAACUGACUGGGAUUGACCUCAAAGAGACAUUCACACGAAAUUUGGAUUUGAAGGGAAAAAGGCUUCUCAACUACAUGACCACAGUUUGUGUCAACAAGAGCAAGAAGCUCCUUCAGAAUUAUGCAAGGCUUCAGAGGAUGCGAGGACUGCAGACUGGCUGCUCAGAUGAUGUGAUAGAGAUGCUCCUGCUUCUGCUCAGCUACUUUGAUGAGGAGUCCAUGUUCUUCCAUGUAGAAGAUACAUGUCUGGCAGAAGAGGUCCAACUGGAGCAAGUGCCUCUGACACCCACUGUUAUUGUCUGUGGACAGUCCUGCUAUUCCGCAACAAGGUACAUGCUGAGUCUGGAUCGGAACCUUAUCAACACAAACAUCUCCUCCUUCAUUUCUGCAUUGUGCCUCAUGUUCGGGAGUUACUACUGUUUUAAUAUCCAUUAUCCAUCUGAGCUGGCUUCAACUCUGGAGUUUCUUCAAAGGUGUUUUUUCUCCAUAAACCCAGAAAAAGGAACCAAAGUAGAGAACAAAAACUCCAAGCGUCGUCUCAGCGUGAACCCUCGAGUCCUCACCCUGAUACAGGAACUCUCCGAUCACGAGUGGUGUUAA